Molecule: messenger RNA, 846 nt
Organism: Formica exsecta
Lineage: Eukaryota; Metazoa; Arthropoda; Insecta; Hymenoptera; Formicidae
Product: coiled-coil domain-containing protein 12
Exons: 3
Coding region: 350-793 (147 amino acids)
Cellular component (GO): U2-type spliceosomal complex; post-mRNA release spliceosomal complex
Source: RefSeq, a predicted model, not a curated record
UCUCUCUGAUUUUAUAUUUGUGUUAACCUAACCUUUUCUGGCUUCCAUAAUAAAAAUAAAUACGAUUGGAGUCCACAUACGAGCUACGGGCUUUUGACUGUAAUUUCGAGGCUAGGAAUCUCUUUGAUAAAACUUCUAUUAACCGGCGAUUAAUUCGACUGAUUGAAAAUCGUCAACAGCAAAGUUUUUAACUUUAUAAUUCGUCGUUACUUACUUAAUCCUUCUUUCCAUGUAUCGAACAAUUAGUAAUUACAUUCAUAUUAACCAAAUACUGUGUAAUACUAAGUAUUACAUUGACAAGUUAAUCGCUGAUUAAAUUAAUCGGAGUUUGAUCGAAGAGGCUUUAAAAAUGUCAGAAGAGAAAAUUGGUUCAUUGGAAGAGGAGGCUCUGAAAAGAAAAGAACGGCUUCAGGCGCUCAAAAGGAAGAAUGAAGAAAGUGAGGGAAAUAAGACAAACACGGACGAAAUAUUGCCAAAGCCAAAAUUUCGGAGUUACAAGCCACAAGAUGAAAAUUUGAAGAAUAAUAUGUUAGAGGAUGCGAAACCUGGAGAUGUAGAAUCCGAGGUUCGUGAACAAUUGGAUGCUGCGAGCAGUAAAGUCGUCAUCGAAGAACUAGACAUCAGUAAUUUAGCACCAAGAAAACCUGAUUGGGAUUUAAAGCGAGAUAUAGCUAAAAAAUUAGAAAUAUUAGAGAGGAGAACACAGAAGGCGAUAGCGGAAGAAGUGAGGACGCGUCUCAAACAAGGCCAACAAAAUCUAGCAAUUUAUGUCAAUGAAACUGAUAAAGAAUAGAAGCUUUGUUAUCAGUAAUAUAUAGAUUUUGUAAUAAAUUAUACACUUUUUUU